UGUAUGAGGUGUUUGGAGGAGGGUUUCUGCUGAAAAGCACUGGGUCCAGCAGGAAAGUAGAGAACAAUAUAUAAAUAGAAGCUACUGCUCAAAGGCUCAUGUAUUGCCCAGGACAGCUGAUCUUUGCCAUGAACUGGAACUGCAGGUAAAAAAUAAAGACACUGUUCUGCAUCUUUGCUAACUCUGUAGAAGGGCGUUUCAGCAGGUUGGCCUGAAGUUUCCUUUUUGGCAGCUGCCUACCAGUACCGAAAUUCAGUCUUCUAUCUACCCAGCUGUUUAAAGGCGCAAGAGCGCGGUUUACUUUUUCACCCUUUCCCAUCUGUUGUGGGAGCAACAGAUCUUGGCUAGGAAGAGCCCUGUUGGUCCAGUGCCCAGCCGGAAGCUGAUGUUCACGGCUUUCCCCACAGCUACUGCCAGAGGCGCUGAAAGUUUGAAGACUUGGUCUGGGGAGGGGGAUUGUCUUUCCUGGGAACUUCCUGCCCAUCAGUCUCGCCGGGUGACUCCCGCUUGUCGUAUGGGGACGAGAGAGAGAGCCAGGGGUGUGAGACGCUCCUGUACUGAGGAGACUAGCAGGAGCUUAGCGCCGGCGAACAAUGACAGCCAGAUGGCCGCUGCCGCCCCAACCCGCCAUUUAAAGACGCGUCCAUAACAUCCCACUUCUCGCGAGCUUUCGUGUUCCCGUCGUCCCUGUUUCCCCCCGCUGAGACGAGCGGAAACGCCCCCUUCCAUGGCCUCGCCUUCUUCGCCUAUCAGGCCCGGCCUAUGCCGCGAAAGGGGCGGAGCUGCUCCUCCUACGUGGCUUAACACGCGCGAAGCGGCAGCCGCCGCCCUCAGGUGCGGAAGCGAAGCGGCUUGUCAGGGAGCGGGGGGAAAUGAGCGCGCGCGAGCGAGCGACGGGGGCGCGCGGGCCUUUUUCGCCUCCACGCCGCGACGCGAAUCCCUCCGCCAGGUUGGGCCUCAGCGACUAAGCCGCGAGUGACUCGACGCAGCGGAAGGCGCCUUGGCGGGCCCGGAGGCGAUGGCGGCGGCGGCCGAGGUGGAGUCGUCGCUGGAGCUGAGCCUGUCGAGCAGCUACGCGGGGCCGGGGACGUUGCCCCCCGCGCGCUCCCGCAUCUUCAAGAUCAUCGUCAUCGGGGACUCGAACGUGGGGAAAACGUGCCUCACUUUCCGGUUUUGCGCGGGCCGCUUCCCGGAGCGCACCGAGGCCACCAUCGGGGUGGAUUUCCGAGAACGCGCCGUCGACAUCGACGGGGAGCGCAUCAAGGUGCGGAAAGCCGAGGUCGCCUCCUCGGGCUGUUUUUCCCCUGCCAGGCUCGGGGGCUGUUCUGCCGGCUGCCUUGCAGCUGGCGCGUAGUAGAUGCGAAGUGGCAGGAAGUCCGGGGCUGCUGCUGCACCUUUAACAGGUGUGUGCAGAAAAGGCAGGUGCUUUGCCUCGGCAAGCGACGUCUGCUGAGAUUUCGUCUGCUGCAAUACUGUUACAGGUGCAGGUGGCGAAAGAUUCCCUCAUUGCCACGGGUUGGACUAGAUGAUCCUCGUAGUCCCUUCCAACUCUAGGACCUAUGACCUCUUUUACACCAUGCCACCUGGCAGGACAGGAGUGGGCAACUCCAGUCCUGUUGCUCAUCCAUGCUGUGUGGAGCUGACACACGGCCAAAAAUAUGGAGGUCAUUUGUUAUACAGUGGUACCUCAGGUUAAGUACUUAAUUUGUUCCGGAGGUCUGCUCUUAACCUGAAACUGUUCUUAACCUGAAGCACCACUUUAGCUAAUGGGGCCUCCUGCUGCCGCCACACCGCUAGAGCACAAUUUCUGUUCUUAUCCUGAAGCAAAGUUCUUAACCUGAAGCACUAUUUCUGGGUUAGCAGAGUCUGUAACCUGAAGAGUAUUUAACCUGAAGUGUAUGUAACCCGAGGUACCACUGUACUUGUAUCUCAGCUGCUUCCCCUGAAUCAAGAUUUGUGUUUGCAACAAUCUGAGUGCAGUAACUUGAGGAAGUCGCCCGGUGAGCUUCAUCGCUGAGCCCCAGGCUUGAUGUUAUAGUUGCACCUGUAAACAUGCUGUUAGUUGCACCUCUGAGCCCCUUGGUCUAACUAACUGUUGUUCAUGUGCUGAGUGCUGAACAUGUGUUAACAUCACACAGUUUUGAAGAUGUGCUCAUAUUUAGUCAAACUUGUGGCCUAUUGCAUCUCUUUAUCCCAGUGUUUAAAUAAGCUCACAAAAGUUUGCAAACACAUAACGCUAGUUUGCUAGGGCCUUGCAGAAUUCUUCAUCCCACCUCUAGCAACAUGUGGUUGCUGGGUGCAGAGAGGUAGAGCUUCCAUGAACCCAGCUGCAUGGAAUUCUUGGUUACCUUUGGGUACCAGCUAGUGCUUAAAUGGAAAGUUGUGUCAUCCUUAUACAUGUGCAGUUAUGUUAAGCAAUGACACCUCUGCUUUUUAAUUGAAAUGUAAGCAUGCUGAUUUUUAAACCCACAUAGAUCCUAAUUAAACUUAAUACUCAUGUCACAAUGUGAAUUUCUUGGCAAGCUCUUACUUCCUGCAAUACCUCCAUCUACAGUGAAAGACGCACAAUUACUAAUAUUUAGUAUAACUGUUUUUGAAAAGCUGAUGUAUAAAAAGGUAUUUGCAGGAAGCUUCACAGCAAAAGUUUGCAUUUAUGUUUUGUUGCUGUUGCUGAGAUAUAAAACCACUGACCUCAAAGACCCUCAUGAACAGAAAUCAUAGCAAUAUAAAAGUACUGUUGAGUUAAAGUUGAAAUUAUGCCUUUCCACCAGCAUGAGUGAAAUCAUUUUUUUUUCUUGUUUCUCUCCCUUCUCUCCCCUUCUCGGUACAUCUAGAUUCAGCUCUGGGAUACAGCAGGGCAGGAGCGAUUCAGGAAGAGCAUGGUACAGCACUAUUACAGGAAUGUACACGCAGUCGUUUUUGUAUACGAUAUGACAAAUAUUGCCAGUUUCCAUAGUUUGCCACUGUGGAUCGAGGAAUGCAAACAACACUUGCUCACCAAUGAUAUACCCCGGAUUUUGGUUGGAAAUAAAUGCGAUCUGAGGAGUGCAAUUCAGGUCCCUACGGACAUGGCUCAGAAAUUUGCUGACACUCAUAGCAUGCCACUGUUUGAAACAUCUGCUAAAAACCCUAAUGACAAUGAUCAUGUGGAAGCCAUAUUUAUGACGCUGGCUCAUAAGCUCAAGAGUCACAAGCCACUCAUGCUUAGUCAGCUACCCGAUAACACAAUUCACCUAGAACCUGCAGUAAAACCCGCCAUGCCAUGUUGGUGUUAGCUCACAGUAUUUUUGCAGUCAUCACUUUGGUCUGUUUGCCAGUGCGUUGAGAGUAUGGUGUUGGUAAUGUUCCAGUUUAGUAGAAAUUACAUUGAAUCUGCUGGGCACUUUAUUGUAUGUCCUCUCAUCUGGAUGUGUGCCACUCUUAUCUCUGCACUUUGUUAACUGUAUCAUCUAAAUUACUGAAGAUUUAUGGAAGUUAGAUUUGUGAAGCUUGACUCUGGUCCCAUUGAAGUAGCUUAGUUCUGAGAUCUUUUCUCCACUAAAAUAGAAAUGUGUAGGUUAGGUCAAAUCACUGAUGCCUUUAGCAUUCAAUUUGAGCAGAUCACGGUUCUAUAGAAACCCAAAGAGUAGUAUGACUUGCUAAUUUUAAGUGAAUUACUUUUAGAUAAUUUGGUAAAUUGAUUUGUGAAUUGUACUUCUAUCACAUGUCUUAAUCAUGCAAUGGAAUGAAGACUCGACUUGAGCACAAGUGUUAAGUCACCUCUUGCCUUCAUCUCAUUACUUUAUCUAAACUCUAGGUUAGUUAAUUUUGAAAGCAAGUGAAGCUCUACGGAGUUUACUUUCUGUGUAAAGUUAUGUUUGAUUGGCCCUCAUAGUUUUGUAUUCUUUAUAUGUGAGACAGAAAUGACAUUGGAAAAAUAUCUAGGGUUAUCUUUUGCCCAAUAAAAUGAAAUCAUGUGAAUCUCAUGGAACAUUGGAAAUUGCAUUGAAAACUGAAGCUGUAGUGGAUUGUUUAUUUCUGAUGUAACCACAGGAGAUCAGAAAGUAUCCACUCAAUUGUGGCAUUGCUCUGGAGGUGAAGCCAUCAAUAGGAACGCCAGAUCUUGUAGCUCAGAUUCUCCCUAAAUAUUGUAACACUUUUUAAAAAGCUCUAACGCAGUUCUAAAAUGUGUCAUUUAUAUUCAUAACAUUAUGAUGUAACUUAAGGUGUAUUGUUUGACUUUCAUUAUUAGCAGUGGUUAUAACCUACACAACAUACAAAAUGCCAAAAUGUGAGACUUGAUUGGGGUAUUUUUAGUACCCCAAUGGAAUACUAUGAAGCAAAUGGCCAAGGUAAAAGUCUUAGGAAUGCAUGGUUUAUCCUACUAAAAACAAACAGUGAAUUCAAAUGUGGACUGCAAAUAAUAUAGGGAAAAUCAUAUGCUAUUCUGUGUAGUUGACACACUAUGUUUUGCUUUUGAAAUAGCAUAAAGUAGGAGCAACUGAACUUCAGAAUCUACAAUUUGUAAAAAAAUAACAACUUGUGUGCCUUAGCUAUGAACAUAUGGAAGGGGCAGUCUGUAUCAUCCCAUAGUAUCAAAAAUAAAUACAUAAAAUAUGAAAGUGGCUGUUUUCCAUAAGUAAUAUUAGCAGCUUGUUUUUAGUAACAGUUAAGAGGUAUCUUCAAAUCUAUUUGCAGCACAGUGUGUCUAUCUAUAAAGUGUUUAGAGCUGAACUUAAUAGAUUUCUUGCUUGAUGAUUUUGCAUAGACAUUUCUGCCAUAACAACUGCCCUCCACCUCUGGGCAGCUCAAGCUAAAGGGGUAAGGGAUAGGUAGGCUUUCCUGUAGGUAGGCUUUCCUGUGUUCAUUGUGUAACAUGCACUACUGGCACAAGCGCCCAAUUCAGCCUUCCAGUACUGAGUAAUUGGCAAGUGGAGAAAUCCUGGUGCCUAUCUUCAUCUCCUUGCACAAAUAUAGCUCCAGCCUUGUAUAUCUAUUCUUGCUUAGGACCAUCACCCAUUAAAGAAAUUUGAGCUUUUCUUGACUAAUAAAAUAUUAAAGCUGCAAAUAUUGAGGAAGGGAUAAAACAGUUCUGUAGAAAAUGGCAUAAUUUGUGUGAAUGACAUAAUGGGGGUUGAUUUUAAUUACGUUUAAUCUUUGUACUCUUGCUCUUCCCUCCACUCGGAAAGCUCAAGCUGCUAACAGUAACGUGUUGUUAGAAUCCUGUUAGCAUUGGCUGCCACCUGGUGUUUCUUAAAAAAUAUUUUACAAAUCAAUCAAUGUUAAUCAACUAGGACAGCAGGAGACAACAUGGUUCCCUCUAGAUGUUGUGGACUACAACUGCCCUCAGUCCUAGUCAGCUUGGCCAGUGAACUGGGAUGAUGGUACUUGUAGUCCAAAACAUCUGGAGGCUACCACAUUGGCUGUUUUGGAAGUAAGCAUUACAAACCUUAAUAUAAGUGAACCUUGUGUAGGAGUUGAUCUUAACUCUGUUGUUCAGUACCAUAUUGUAACCUUUUUGAUCCUCAUUCUUCAUUUAUUUUACAUGUGUCCUACAUUUCACAUUUCGUGUUAGCUUGCAUAUAAGUUUUGGUUACAUAAAAAGGGAAAGCAAUGAAAUUCAAGAUACCGUUACAUAUUAUUCUAAGAGAAUGGAGUAUCAGUAUUAUAGGCUAACACUUAAAGAACAAUUUACUUAAUAUUCCAAAUCCAAUUUGCUUAUAUCUACUGUGUGCUGCUUAUUAAAUGUCUUACUAAGUUUUAACCUUUACUGUAAUGCUAUUGAAGGCAGACAUAUUAGUACAAUUACUGUAAUUGUAAUUGCCAAAUACUAGGUGCUAUUCUGUCGUACAUUAGCAUAGUGAAGUAUAAAACACUAGCUUUUAUGUUUAGGAAAAUCUAUUGAUUGCACCUUAAUCAGUAAAAUGCAAGGAACACAAUCCACUUGCAUUGUGGGCCAAAUGUGUGAGAGGAUUGUGUCCAAGUUUAUAUAGGAUUAUUAUUAUUUUGCUUAGAACCAGAAGUGACAGGGUUUUUCUUGUUUAGUUUUUCUACAACACUUGAAAAAGGGAAGUUCUUUUUACUCUGUUUUGUGUCUUUACUUUUGGUUUACGCACUUUCUAGAAACCAUUUAUUUAAUACGAAGACUCUUCAGUGAUUUUUAAUGAAAAAAUGUUCAUAAAUGUAUAUUUCUAAAAUAUUUCUCAAAUAUAGUUUACACUCCUCUUUAGAGGACUCACCUGUUUACUUCAUUUUCUUAACCCAUUUAAGUAAAAGAUAGCUUUUAAUGCAAAUGUAAUUAUAAUGUGUGCAUUAAAUCAUAUCCUAAAGAAAGUAAAAAAUAAAAACCAGGGUUCUAUAAUCAGAAGGAAGAGAGUUUUGAAGAAUUAAUCAUGUGGCCACAACACAUAGGACAACAUCCCUGUAUUGCUCCCAGGAUAGGUCUGGUAACUAAUGUUGGAUUUCACCCAUAAAUACUGAUGAAAUGGUUAUUUUGAAACUGUUUAAACUGCUAUAGUAUAGUAUAGAAUUGUUCUAUCUUAUUAUUGCAAACUAACAUUGAGCAUUGUCAUCUUAUCGGCAUCAGUUACGUUGAUAGUAUCUUAAACAGAGUGUUGUUAAUCCAAAAUGCUUCCCCAUUUAAUAAUGCUUUACCUACAAAAUGUCAAUUGUUCUUUCUAAAAGCAAAAGGAAAGAUUUAUUUAAAUUACCACAAGUACGUGCCACUGUCUUAAACUAAUAAAUACUAGCAAGUAAAAUUCUGCUUUCGUCUCAUUUUUCCCCACUGUAAUUGCCUGUCAGUUAGAAACAUUCACAUUGUUAUGAGUGCUGUGAAGCUUCCAUGUCCUGAAAGAUUCUUGCUUGCCUCAGGCAGCUACACCUAUGGCUAUUUAAAAAGUGUUUUAUUGCUGGAGUUAUAUAUGUAUUUGGCUUUUAAAAAUGAAUCUGUGGAAGAAGACCAAUGGGCAAGAUUGGAUAUGUUCAAAUUGAUUUCUUUAGUUUAGGCCAGAUAAAGCAUAUGAUAUGAAAGCUGAUGCCUCUUUGAUGAAAUUUUGAAUUAUGGUGCUGGAGGAGACUCUUGAGAGUCCCAUGGACUGCAAGAAGAUCAAACCUAUCCAUUCUUAAGGAAAUCAGCCCUGAGUGCUCACUGGAAGGACAGAUCCUGAAGCUGAGACUCCAAUACUUUGGACACCUCAUGAGAAGAGAAGACUCCCUGGAAAAGACCCUGAUGUUGGGAAUGAUGGAGGGCACAAGGAGAAGGGGACGAUAGAGGACGAGAUGGAUGGAUAGUGUUCACAAAGCUACCAGCAUGAGUUUGACCAAACUGCGGGAGGCAGUGGAAGACAGGAGUGCCUGGCAUGCUCUGGUCCAUGGGGCCAUGAAGAGUCGGACACGACUAAACGACUAAACAACAACAACAACAACUUCAUACAAAAUGCAAUCCAUAAAUUCUAACAUGGGGCAUUGGUGAAAUCAUUGGAGUGGAGUGCAUUGGCUAAUAUUCACAGUAUUUGUCUGCCCACUCUUUGCUUUCUGUGCUAGCAAAUUUCACACGGAAUCUUAUGAUUUCUGCACACCAUUCCCAUUUGAACAAGCAAAUUUGCAUUUGGAAGACUCAUUUGCCCAUGACAAUUUUUCUGGUUCAAAGGAUGCUUGCUAUUAUUGAAGAUUCUAUUACACAGCAGGAGUCAAAUAAACACUAUGGGGCUAAAUUAAAAUUUAUGAAAAUAGAAUUAAGUUUAUUAACUGUACAGAAAAUAGGUCACCAGUCUUGAAAUUCUGAGGAUCUCUUCAGAGUGGUCAGUCAUUUCUUUUAAGAAUUGUACAAACUUUUCAGUAAAAUUAUUAAGUUAUAAAGAGCUU
This is a messenger RNA of Podarcis lilfordi (Lilford's wall lizard), 7842 nucleotides long. The record is from the annotation of a GenBank genome assembly. Lineage: Eukaryota; Metazoa; Chordata; Lepidosauria; Squamata; Lacertidae.